AUGGCAGAAAAAAAGUCUGACCUGCUAGAGCAACGAAAGCAAGAUCUCGUCAAUGCGAAACUCGAUGGCGACGCAAGGGAAGAAAUGUUCGCUUACAAAAAUCUUGGCGAAGCGUACAACGAGGUUGAUGAUACUAAAAGAGCGAUAGAAAACUUUAUACACAGUUUAAGGAUUGCCCAACAAGAACACGACAGAGCUUACGAAGGCGAAGUCUCGUGGGAUCUUGGAGAUGCUUACUAUGCACUCAGUGAUUAUAAACAAGCCGUAGAACACCACAACGAGUACCUUGUUAUCUCCAAAGAACUAGGAGACCAAGAUGGAGAGAUGCAUGCAAACCAUCACCUUGGCCGAUGCUAUCAUGCACUCAGUGAUUAUAAACAAGCCGUAGAACACCACAACAACUACCUUGCUAUCUCCAAAGAACUAGGAGACCUAGGUGGAGAGGGAAAUGCAAACCACGACCUUGGCGAAUGCCAUUAUGAACUCAGUGAUUAUAAACAAGCCGUAGAACACUUUAACGAGUACCUUGUUGUCUCCAAAGAACUAGGAGACCGAGGUGGAGAGGGACGUGCAAACCACGACCUUGGCCAAUGCUAUUAUGAACUCAGUGAUUAUAAACAAGCCGUAAAACACUUUAACAAGUACCUUGUUAUCUCCAAAGAACUAGGAGACCGAGGUGGAGAGGGACGUGCAAACCAUCACCUUGGCCGAUGCUAUCAUGCAUUCAGGGAUUAUAAACAAGCCGUAGAACACUUUAACAAGUACCUUGUUAUCUCCAAAGAACUUGGAGACCGAGGUGGAGAGGGACGUGCAAACUACAGCCUUGGAAGAUGCUAUCACGCACUCAGUGAUUACAAACAAGCCAUCGAACACUUUUACAAAUGCCUUAUUAUCUUCCAAGAGUUGAGAGAUAGAGCUGGAGAGAAAAAUGCAAACCACGAUCAUGGCCACUUUUAUCUGCCCAUAGCUGAUUGUAAAAAAGCCAUGGCGCACCUCAACAAAUUCCUUUUUAUUUCCAAAGAACUAGGAGACCGAGGUGGAGAGGGACGUGCAAACCAUCACCUUGGCCAAUGCUAUUAUAAACUCAGUGACCAUAAACAAGCCGUAGAACACUUUAACAAGUACCUUGUUAUCUCCAAAGAACUAGGAGACCGAGAUGGAGAGAGACAUGCAAACGGCGACCUUGGCCGAUACUAUUAUAAACUCAGUGAUUAUAAACAAGCCGUAGAACACUACAACAAGUACCUUGUUAUCUCCAAAGAACUAGGAGACCGAGGUGGAGAGGGACGUGCAAACCACGACAUUGGCCAAUGCUAUCAUGUACUCAGUGAUUAUAAACAAGCCGUAGAACACCACAAAAACUACCUUGCUAUCUCCAAAGAACUAGGAGACCGAGGUGGAGAGGGACGUGCAAACCACGACCUUGGCGGAUGCUAUUAUAAACUCAGUGAUUAUAAACAAGCCGUAGAACACUACAACAAGUACCUUGCUAUCUCUAAAGAACUAGAAGACCGACAUGGAGAGGGACGUGCAAACCACGUACUUGGCGGAUGCUAUUAUAAACUCAGUGAUUAUAAACAAGCCGCAGAACACUUUAACAAGGACCUUGUUAUCUCCAAAGAACUAGGAGACCGAAAUAGAGAGGGAAAUGCAAACCACGCCCUUGGCCAAUGCUACCAUGCACUCAGUGAUUAUAAACAAGCCGUAGAACACUUUAACAAGUACCUUGUUAUCUCCAAAGAACUAGGAGACCGACAUGGAGAGGAACAUGCAAGCCAUCACCUUGGCCGAUACUAUUAUAAACUCAGUGAUUAUAAACAAGCCGUAGAACACUUUAACAAGGACCUUGUUAUCUCUAAAGAACUAGAAGACCGAGAUGGAGAGGGACAUGCAAACCACGCCCUUGGCCAAUGCUACCAUGCACUCAGUGAUUAUAAACAAGCCGUAGAACACUUUAACAAGUACCUUGUUAUCUCCAAAGAACUAGGAGACCGACAUGGAGAGGGACAUGCAAGCCAUCACCUUGGCCGAUACUAUUAUAAAUUCAGUGAUUAUAAACAAGCCGUAGAACACCACAACAACUACCUUGUUAUCUCUAAAGAAUUAGGAGACCGAUAUGGAGAGGGAAGUGCAAACCACGACAUUGGCCAAUGCUAUCAUGCACUCAGUGAUUAUAAACAAGCCGUAGAACACCGCAACAAGUACCUUGCUAUCUCUAAAGAACUAGAAGACCGAGAUGGAGAGGGACAUGCAAACCACGCCCUUGGCCAUAGCUAUUAUAGACUCAGUGAUUAUAAACAAGCCAUCGAACACUACAACAGGUACAUUGUUAUCUCAAAAGAACUUGGGGACAGAGUGGGAGAGGGACGGGCAAACCUUAAACUUGGACAUUUUUAUUACGACCUCGGUGAUUGUAAACAAGCCAUAGAGUACAUGGAGCAAAGUGUGAUCAUUGCCAAAAAUACUGGGGAUAAAGUUGCGGAGGGAAAAGCUAAAGGGUUCUUGGGCGAAAUUUAUCUACGUUAUGUCAACGAUUAUGAAAAAGCAAGAGAGAACUUCAUGCAACAACUUGACAUCGCCAAAGACGUAGGGGACUGCGAUGGUGAACUAAACGCUUACGAAAGCCUUGGGAGUGUUUAUAACACCCUUGGUAAGUUCAGCACAGCCAAAGAUUACUUUGACAUAGAACUUGCCAUCGCUAAAGAAAUCAAGAAUAGGAAAGCAGAGGCACGAUCCUAUCUCGGUCUUGGCUCAGCUCAUCUGCAGCGAAGAGAUUUUAGGAAAGCCAUCGAAUUCUUCGGCCAAUUUCUUAGCAUUGCUGAAGAAGAGAAGGUAGGAAUGCCACAAAGUUGUGUCUACCACAGGUUGGGUGACGCCUAUCUUGGACUCAAUAAUUUCAAGGAAGCUGCUAACUACGGUAUGAAAAGUCUUGUCUUGGCAAAAGAAAAAGGAGGCCGAGGUUGCGAGAGAACAGCGAAUUAUAUCCUUGGCCGUACUAUGGAAAGGUUCAAUUUCCUACAUGAAGCUCUAGAUCAUUAUCGGUCCGCUUUAAAGGCCGUAAAUCAUGAGAGGGACAUUAUGAAGGCUGAGGACGCUCACAAAAUAUGCUUCCGAAAUUCUCGUCAGUUAACGUACGAUGCCCUGUGCAGAACUUUGUUGAAACUUUCAAACUUAGGCGAGGCUUUGUGUGUCGUUGACCAAGGAAGAGCACAAGUCUUACUAGAUUACAUGAAGCAAAAAUAUCAGAAGGAAUUUCCACCACCAAGGGCAUCAGAACCCGACGUAGCACCUUUGGUUUCCACACAAACAAUUUACAUUUCACUUGAAAAAGAGACGAUUAAUAUGUGGCUGGUCACCGUAGAACACCACAACAACUACCUUGCUAUCUCCAAAGAACUAGGAAACCGAGAUCGAGAGGGACAUGCAAACCACGCCCUUGGCCAUUUCUAUGAUAAAUUCAGUGAUUAUAAACAAGCCAUCGAACACUACAACAAGUACCUUGUUAUCUCAAAAGAACUUGGGGACAGAGUGGGAGAGGGAAAGGCAAACCUUGACCUUGGACAUUGUUAUCGCGACCUCAGUGAUUAUAAACAAGCCAUAUGGUGCGCGGAGCAAAGUGUGAUCAUUGCCAAAAAUACUGGGGAUAAAGUUGCGGAAGGAAAAGCUAAAAAAUUCUUGGGCGAAACUUAUCGAUUUUAUGUCAACGAUUAUGAAAAAGCAACAGAGAACUUCAUGCAACAACUCGACAUCGCCAAACACGUAGGGGACCGCGAUGGUGAACAAGACGCUUACAGCAACCUUGGGUUGGUUCAUAACAUCCUUGGUAAGUUCAGCACAGCCAAAGGGUACUUUGACAUUCAACUUUCCAUUGCUAAAGAAAUCAAGAAUAGGAAAGCAGAAGCAAGCUCCUAUUUCGGUCUUGCCCGGGCUCAUCUGCUGCGAAGAGAUUUUAUGAAAGCCAUCGAAUUAUUCGGCCAAUUUCUUAGCAUUGCUGAAGAAGAGGAGGUAGAAGAGCCAGAAGGAUGUACCUACCACAAUUUGGGUGAGGCCUAUCUUGGACUCAAUAAUUUCAAGGAAGCUGUUAACUACGGUAUGAAAAGUCUUGCCUUUGCAAAAGAAAAAGGAAACAAAUGUGGCGAGAGAGUGGCGAAUUAUAUCCUUGGCCGUACUAUGGAAAGCUUCAAUCUCCCACAUGAAGCCUUGGAUCAUUAUCGCUCCGCUUUAAAGCUCGUAAAUGAUGAGAGGGACAUUAUCAAGGCUGAAGAUGCUCACAAAAUAUGCAUACGAAAUGCUCGUCAGAUUGAGUACGAUGCCCUGAGCAGAACUUUGCUGAAACUUUCAAACUUUGGCGAGGCUUUGUGUGUUGUUGAUCAAGGAAGAGCACAGAUCUUACUAGAUUACAUGAAGCAAAAAUAUCAGAUGGAAUUUCCUCCGCCCAGGACAUCAGAACCUAACGUAGCACCUUUGGUUUCCACACAAACAAUUUUCAUUUCACUUGUAAAAGAGACGAUUAAUGUAUGGCUGCCAUUGCCUCACGCUGAAAAGGAAGUGCAAAUGAUUGGAGAAAUCAUCAACGCCACACCACUCGUCGGAAAGGAAGCGACUAAAGACGAAGUACUGAAACGUAUUGCUUCUGUCGCUUUGGUCCACAUCGCCACGCAUGGAAGCGCGGAGACAGGUGACAUUUGUUUGGCCCCAAAUCCUUCAAGGAAGUACCGGAAACCGGAGAAGGAAGACUACCUGCUGAAAAUGUCAGAUAUCAAAGCUCUGAAGCUUCGAGCAAGACUUGUCGUGCUUAGCUCUUGUCACAGUGGUCGAGGGGACGUUUCUGCCGAAGGCGUGGUUGCCUCGUCACCAAUUGCCCAGAGUGUCGCCAGAACCGAGCGGACACCAGAAGCUAAGAGAGCCCAUGCAAUACUGACCACGCCUUCGGCAGAAACUUUCCCUCGACCACUGUGA
Messenger RNA from Pocillopora damicornis (cauliflower coral), 4959 nucleotides. RefSeq names its product tetratricopeptide repeat protein 28. Gene Ontology annotation, molecular function: protein binding. Lineage: Eukaryota; Metazoa; Cnidaria; Anthozoa; Scleractinia; Pocilloporidae. The record is from RefSeq and is a predicted model, not a curated record.